GUGGGGUUGGUGUCAGCUCCUGCAAACAACAAUAACAAGUAUCUUCAGCCUUUGGAGUAAGCAAUUUUCAUUGGAAAACGAAGAUGUCGGGCGAGGCCAGCAUCGGGCUGGACCUGGGCGCAGGCAAGUGCUGUGUUGCCAGCGUGCGCGCUGGAGCGGUGACGGUGUUGCCAAACGCUCACGGCGACAAGACCACUCCGAGUUUUGUUGCCUUCACCGACUCCCGCAGCCUCGUGGGCAGCGAUGCCAGGGACCAGGCGGCGCUCAAUCCAGAGAACACUUUUUAUGGCGUCAAGACCGUCCUUGGCCGAAACUUCAGCAGGACUAUGAAAGGAGAGCCGUGUCAUUCAAAUGGUACAACAAUUCCUAACCAAACUUCAAAACUAAUACGCCCUUUGGAUGAAGAGGACCUAACUGUACUUCCAUACCUUCCCGCAUUCUCCACAACCGAGGACGACUCACUAAUCUUCAAAGUUGAGUACAGGAAAGAGAACGUGAAGCUGCGCCCUGAACAAAUAACGGCUUUGCUAAUCGCUAAGAUGAAGUCUGAAGCAGAAAGUCACUUGGGCAGCGAGGUCACAAACGCAGUGAUUUCUGUUCCAGUAAAUUUCAGCAACGCGCAGCGACAAGCCACUCUUGAUGCGGCCCGCAUCGCUGGCCUUAAGAAUGUCACGCUGAUCAACUCGACCACCGCCGUCGCCAUCGCUUACUGGGAUUAUCACCCCAAAGAAGAUGAUUGCGUUGCUGUAGUAGAUUUCGGUGCCAGUUCUCUGAGCCUUGCAGUGGUGUCCAUUGAUCAGAAUGCGGUAAAAGUUAAGGAAGCUUUUGGGUGCUCCACUGUCAGUGGGAACUUCUUUGACUUGUGCAUGAUGAAAGCCGUCAUCAAUAAGUUUGAAGAUGAACACAUGUACACUUUCACAGAGUCGGCUAAACAUUUAAUGAGGUUUAGGGCCGCCACUGAGAAAUUGAAACACGAUCUGACUCUCCUUCCUUCUUCUGUGAUACAAGCAGACACAAUAUUUAACGAUGUCGACUUCACGUGUCUAAUUACUAGGCAGGAAAUGGAAGAUGUGUGUCUGAAGCAGCUUGGAAAUCUCAGGGGUGCAUUGGAUCGAUUGGCCAACAAUAAUGAUUGGGCUAAAGUCCGAACAGUUGUGAUGGUGGGAGGUUCAACGCGUAUCCCUGCUGUUGAAAAGUUGAUUGCCAAAACAUUAAGAAAACCUCUGGAUCACUCGCUUAACAAAGACGAGGCGGUUGCCUGUGGCGCUGCCCUCCGAGCUGCCGAGCUGGGCUGCUCAACGCCACGCGAGGUGGAGGAGGUGUUGCCCAGACGCGUCUGGUACAAGGCAGGUUCGGAAUCGGGAACUAUAAUUGAUUUUGAUGCACCCAUUCCAGGUAAUUUCAAUUUUGCAAUUCCUGUCGAUAUCUGGAAGAAAUUAAAUGAUUCUGGGUUGACCUUGUAUGAGAAUGUACGAGUGUUUAUGGGAAACGGGAUUGAUACCUCAGAACUGACAAUAACUCGGUUAAGACCUCCUGGUUUUCCAGCGUCAUCGGGCACACUUCUAUUUACGAUUGAUGAAAGCGGAGUCUUCCAAAUUACACUACUUUCGAGUGAAGAUAAAUGGAAUAUUCAGACUCGGGGGCUAUCAUCUGAUGCACAUAAAAUGAAAGCUUGCAAGGCUCGUCACAAAAUGUUUCUAGACGACGAAAGGAGAUGGAAAGAAAAUGAAAACGUCAUAAACGAAAUUGGAACUCUCUGCCUCGAUUUACGGGAAAAGUUUAGACAGGAAUUCGGCCAGGAAUCUGCUGCAUUCAAGGCAUGUGAUGAAUUCUUACGUUGGCUUGAAAAUGAACCAAAGGCCACUAAGCAAGAGUGCAACCAGAAGAAAUUAGAAUUGGACAGGCAAGUAAGUGAGAAGGUAAUGACACCUGUGCACACUAAUGGCGAGGCGCUCUCACCACAGACUGCUGUCGGACAACGUCAACAUAAACAGUCAGAUACAUUUUCUGGAGACGCACAGAAGGAGCGGUCAUCCUAUCCUAAGGAGACAUCGUGGUGGUCGCAAUGUUGCUGCUGUUCCUAGAAAUAUUCUGACAUAACGGGCUCCCCUCCACUCAAAUGAACUACGCUUAACUCAAAAGCCCACUUAGAGUCAUAGAUCGUCCAGGACUACUCAAUUCAAAAUCAUGGAUCGUAGAAGAUCCGCUCAUCGACAUCAAUGCUAGUGUGCUGUGACACGUGCUGUGGAAAUUUUUCUCACUGGGCGAGUAAUUAAGAAUAAGCGCUUUACUCGAUUCACAACAGCCCUAUUUACGGGCAUGUACACUGAGAUAAAUGCGAGGGCCUUGUCCAAAUAGCCUCAUUUUCUCUUAUGUGUGGGUCAAUCUGACUCAGUUUGGCCUGUAUCCGUGUUACGUCCGCUCACUGCUUGUGCUUACAAUAUAGUUAGAAAGUGUGUCAAUAUUUGGACACAAUGACCCAUACGUCUACUGAGUGUACUCGGUAAUGUUGACAUGAGAACAUGUAUUGGGAAAACUUCCCCCCACAUCGUCAUUCUUGAUAUAUUUUAUAAAUACAGCGCAUGCAUGCAACAAAUAUUUUUUAUCAGUGCCCUUGAGCUGACGCAGAAAUAAAACUGGAGGAAUUUUCAGCACCUAAUUCUGGUACGGGCGUCAGAUGAGGCCUGGCGAGCUGCUGCGUCGUCCGCAUUUCAUUCAUGCUUCAUUAUUUUUUAAGUGUAGAUUCAAUAAAAUGUAAGGGUGGAAACUAAAAACCUCUUUUCCUUCAAUGCAUACAAUAUUUUCGUGAAAUGGUCGAGUUCAACACAGUGCUCGAUAUUAUGAUAAACCAAGUUUUUCUUCUUUAGGUAACAUUUGCUGGUACGAGUUUCAGUUCUGAUUUUAUUAAAUGCUGUAUCUUGAUAUAUUAUAAAAUGUUGUGUGAGUUUUUUUUUCA
Hyalella azteca is the source of this 2956-nucleotide messenger RNA. RefSeq names its product putative heat shock 70 kDa protein 7. Lineage: Eukaryota; Metazoa; Arthropoda; Malacostraca; Amphipoda; Hyalellidae. The transcript is spliced from 2 exons. The record is from RefSeq and is a predicted model, not a curated record. Gene Ontology annotation, biological process: protein folding. Bases 84 to 2084 code for a protein of 666 amino acids. Gene Ontology annotation, cellular component: cytosol; nucleus. Gene Ontology annotation, molecular function: ATP binding; ATP-dependent protein folding chaperone.